UUAUCUCUAUGCAGCCGUGGUUCCGAUUUGGCUUCUACUUUCCCUAUUUAGGGUUGAAAAUAAUUUACAUUGAAGCUGAGUGGCUCUGUUAUCUUCACUUGAAGUCCCUUUGUAGUUUGUGGUACCAGAAAGCGUUGGAAAAGAUUGGCUUGCCGGUAAAGCCUUCAAUGCGAGGAGGAAAUUGGGUGGUAGAUGGAUCUCACUGUCAGGGUUGUUCAUCCCAAUUCACUUUUAUCAAUAGAAAGCAUCACUGUCGCAGAUGUGGAGGCUUGUUUUGCAAUAGUUGCACCCAACAGAGAAUGGUUUUACGUGGGCAAGGUGAUGCACCAGUCCGAAUAUGUGAGCCAUGCAAAAGGAUAGAGGAAGCAGCACGCUUUGAGUUCAGAUAUGGACACAGGAAGCAAACUGCUAAAGUUAAUGCAAAACAGGCUUUGCAGGCUUUCAAGCAUGAGGAAGAGGUUCUAAGUCAGAUUCUUGGAACUGAUGGAAAGCAUACAUCAUUAUCUGAACAAAAUUCAAACAAUCUUGUGAAUCUUGAUCUUAAGUUGGUACCAAGCAGUGCAUCCUGCUCUAGUUCCAGGAGGGAAGGAGAUAAUAUUAGAAGCGUGUCAGUUGAUACACACAACAAUCUUAAGGUGGAUCUUAUGUUAGGUGAUCCAGAGGAAUUGCGUCAACAAGCAGUUGAAGAGAAGAGAAAGUAUAAAACUUUGAAGGCUGAAGGAAAAUCUGAGGAAGCACUUCAGGCAUUCAAGCGUGGUAAAGAACUUGAAAGGCAAGCUGGUGCUUUGGAAAUUACACUACGAAAGAACCGGCGAAUGGCUGCAAAGGCAUCCAAUUUUAGUACUGUUGCUAGCAUCCAAAAAAUCGAAGGUCAUGAAGAGUUUGGUGGUAACCAGAAGUUAUCCUCUCAAAGGGGUACAGAAGUCAAGGAUGACCUUGCAGCAGAACUUCGAGAAUUGGGAUGGUCUGAUGCAGAUCUUCAUGAUGCUGAUAAAAGACCAGCAAAGCUUAGUUUGGAGGGUGAAUUGUCAAAUCUUCUUGCACUAGUUUCUCAAAAAUCCUCUCAAGGUAUUAAAAAGGGUGGUGUUGAUAAGUCAGAGGUCAUUACUCUUAAGAAGAGGGCACUGUUUUUGAAAAGAGAAGGAAAACUUUCUGAAGCAAAGGAGGAGCUGAAGAGGGCUAAAUUAUUAGAAAAACAAAUAGAAGAACAAGAGCUAUUGGGUGAGGCUGAAGAAUCGGAUGAUGAGCUGCGUUCUCUAAUCAAUAGUCUUGAUGAAGACAAACAAGAUAACCUAGCAUUAGACCAUGCAUCCGACGCUGGAUUCCAAUUUGACAACCAGCUUGUUUUCUCAGAUGAUCUUCCUAUUGAUGGCAAUUUUGAGGUGACUGAUGGUGAUAUGAAUGACCCAGAUUUAGUGGCUGCUUUAAAAUCAUUUGGUUGGUCUGACGAGGAUGAAGAACAACCAGCCAGUCAAAGCAAUGAAUAUGCUCCUUUUGAUAGGGAGGCACUGCGCAGACAAGUGCUUAGUCUGAAAAGGGAGGCACUCAGCCAAAAACGGGAUGGUAAUAUUUCAGAGGCGAUGGAGCUGCUGAAGAAGUCAAAAUUACUGGAAAAGGACCUGGUGGGUAUGCAAUGUAGUUCUGAAAUUGUUGCAUCAGAAUUUAAGAAGAAGAGUUCAAGCCCUCAAGUUGAUGUGGCUGCAAUGCAAACAGUUGAAGAGGAGAAUGUUGCUGAAACAACAGGUUCUCAUUUUAAGUCGCCACCAAAAAGUAAGCUAAUGAUUCAAAAAGAGCUAUUGGCUUUGAAAAAGAGGGUGCUCACGUUUAGAAGGCAAGGUCGAAUAGAAGACGCAGAAGAAGAAUUGAAGAAAGGAAAGAUUUUAGAACAACAACUGGAAGAGAUGGAACGUGCUCCAAGAAACCAUGGAGAAGACUUGAGGAAAGAAAAGGUUCUGGAACACCUGGAAAGUAUGAAAAGUACUCCCAGAAAGCCUGUCGCUGAGGUGGCAAAGAAGAAUUUGGACAUCACACAUGUGCAUGAAGGUGGUGAUACCAGGAGUUUGAAUCUUGGGGAGGAAAGAUAUGAGACCGAGGUAACAGAGCAAGAUAUGCAUGAUCCUGCAUUUUUGUCACUUUUGAAAAAUAUGGGGUGGAAUGAGGAUGAUGAUGUUGAAUCUGUUGGCAUGACAAAUAGAGCAUCUAAACAGAUGAAUGAUCCAUCUACGCAUUAUAAUGCCCUUCCUUUGGCUCCUAUGAAGGCAAAGAGAAGCAAGGCUGACAUUCAGAAAGAAUUAUUAGCCAUAAAAAGAAAAGCUCUGGCACUAAGACGCCAAGGAAGGACUGAGGAGGCUGAGGAAGAGCUGGAAAAAGCAAAAGCCCUGGAGACCCAAAUGACAGAAAUGGAAGUCUCUAGUAAUGUCAGCUCUGUGGAGGUGGAUUCACUUGCUUUUGAAACCUUGAUUCCACAAAAUCUCUCUGUUAAAGAGCAUGCUUCUGGUGAUGCACGAAACACUGCUGGAAGCCUAGCAUCAUUUGCGCUAAACAAAACACCAAAAGAUGCAGCAGUCCCACUGCAUGUUCCCGUGGGAAAUUCCACUUUGCACCAGUCAAACCAGUCCCUGAACUUGGAAUGUCUCUCUGGCAGUGAGGCUGAAGCUUUGCACUCAUCAAUGAGGGGAUCAGUGAAAAGAGAGGGUACAGAUGCCAACUUUUUCUCUAUUACUAGUGCACCUGUUAUGUUGGCUGUGGAGAGUACUUUGAAAGAGAAGACCAGCUCAAAAAGUGGUGAAAUUGGUCACACAACUUCACAUUUUCAGAGUCAGGAAACAGAUGCCACUGAAACGAAUAACAUGGGAGCACAAGAACAGAAGGUGGCACUUGUGGCUGAUGCUUUCAGGGAUGAAAUUUUAGCACGCAAGAGAAAGGCUGUUGCACUGAAGAGAGAAGGGAAACUUGCAGAAGCCCGAGAGGAACUGAGACAGGCAAAGCUCUUGGAGAAGAGUCUGGAAGAUGGUCAACAAGCAGAUGUGGUUACGCGAGGUUCUUUAACUCCUGACAGUACUGCUCUAAAGCAAGAGAACAUACCUAGCCCAUCUGAGAAACCAAAAUCAGGCCGUGACCGCUUCAGAAUUCAACAGGAGUCCUUGUCUCAUAAACGUAAUGCUCUCAAGUUGCGUAGAGAAGGAAAGAUAGAUGAAUCAGAGGCUGAACUUGAAUUAGCAAAGGCUUUAGAAAAACAAUUGGAAGACUUUGAUCAAGGUUCAAGCACUAACAUGACCGGCAACAAAUCCGAAGCGAUGGAUGAUGUAGUUGUGGAGGAUCUUCUUGAUCCUCAACUUCUGUCUGCCCUUAAAGCUAUUGGAUUGGAGGAUAGUGUUAUUACCAGCCAACCAUAUCAUGAAACAGAUGCCCAGCCAAAUUUUGACAGGAGUGGUAACCAACGCAUGGAGAAAGCUGAUCUGGAAGAACAAAUCAAGGCUGAGAAGCACCGAGCACUCAAUUUUAAACGGGCAGGUAAGCAGGCAGAAGCUUUAGAGGCUCUUCGCUCAGCCAAACGUCUCGAGAAGAAGCUUGCAACAUUGACUUAGGAGCCCAAAUUGAGAUAAUCAGUUCCUAGAAAACCACAUGCACUUCUGGGAUCUCACAGGUGCCUGAAAAAUUAUGUAGAAUCAUAUCGAAGGUAAGCUUCCUUUUUAGACCAGAUCAAGAUGUUUAAGGUUUCUACAAUGCUGCAAAGUUGUCCCGAGGCCUGGGAUCUCUGCCUGGAUAGAUUUGACUGAAGCUUGGUUGAUUAUAUUCCUUGAGUAUCAUGGUAGCUUUUCUUUCAGGUUUCAACUCACCUCAGUUCUCAAAUACUACAAGAUGCAUGCAGAAAUAUUGGGGAGUUUCUCUCCAGUCUUCCACUGGUACAGAAUUCGCUCUACAUCGAUGGAAUUCUUUGAUGUUUUUGAAGUUACUCCAAUUUUGUGUACACUUGGUAUCAUUCUCUAUUGGACAUCAAAUGUCCCUGUAUCCAUGAAGAUGAACUCGUGAGGAUGUCUCUCUCUUCCAGAAGCUUGUCAUCUGGCAGGCACAUAUCUUAGUCUACUUGAAUGCAAUCAAGUGGAUGU
This is a messenger RNA of Musa acuminata subsp. malaccensis (wild Malaysian banana), 4109 nucleotides long. RefSeq lists its product as uncharacterized. Lineage: Eukaryota; Viridiplantae; Streptophyta; Magnoliopsida; Zingiberales; Musaceae. The record is from RefSeq and is a predicted model, not a curated record. Gene Ontology annotation, molecular function: protein binding; metal ion binding.